Molecule: messenger RNA, 2045 nt
Organism: Neogale vison (American mink)
Lineage: Eukaryota; Metazoa; Chordata; Mammalia; Carnivora; Mustelidae
Gene: SLC35H1
Product: solute carrier family 35 member C2
Exons: 12
Coding region: 539-1639 (366 amino acids)
Biological process (GO): UDP-glucose transmembrane transport
Cellular component (GO): Golgi apparatus; cis-Golgi network; endoplasmic reticulum-Golgi intermediate compartment
Molecular function (GO): antiporter activity
Source: RefSeq, a predicted model, not a curated record
UUCCGGCGGGAGGAUCCGGCCCGGCGCGCCCGCGACCGAGGUGUUGGGAUUCGCCCCAUGGGGGCGUGGUCUGCUUUCGGCGCGUGAGCCUUCUGUCCUGCUGCUGUGUGGACUCCGGGCUUUCGGGGAAGAGGAAGCAGGGACACCAGUUAGGAGACACUGCAGCCCCGAGGUUGGUUGACAAGGAGGAGCCAUUGAAGAAGGCCAGGAGUCCAGAAAAGCAGAAGAAACAGCAGGAGAGUGUGGUGUGGCAUCCAAGAGGCUUUACCAGUAGGAGGAAGUGCCUCCGACCUGGGGACACGUGAGCCCUGCGGCCACUCAGUCAUGGAGAGCGUUGGCUCAGGCCACCAGCCCAUUGGAUGAGGCCGCUGCCUGGGGCUCUGUGGAUGAUUCCAAAUCAUGGAGGUGAAGAGGACGCCCCCAGCCAGGAGCCCUUGUUGACAGUCGCGGCCCAGCUCGGCCAGCUCUUCCCGCCGCGGUGUUCCAGAGGGGCGCCUGCCCCCGCCGGCCCGGAGCUUGGGAGCUGCAGUUUCCCCGGAUGGGGCGGUGGGGCCUCGACGUGGCCUUUGUGUGGAAAGCGCUCUUGACUCUGGGGCUGGUCCUCCUCUACUACUGCUUCUCCAUCGGCAUCACCUUCUACAACAAGUGGCUGACGAAGAGCUUCCACUUCCCACUCUUCAUGACGAUGCUGCACUUGGCCGUGAUCUUCCUGUUCUCCGCCCUGUCCAGGGCCCUGGUUCAGUGCUCCAGCCACAGGGCCCGCGUGGUGCUGAGCUGGACAGACUACCUCAGGAGAGUGGCUCCCACAGCACUGGCAACGGCGCUUGACGUGGGCUUGUCCAACUGGAGCUUCCUCUACAUCACCGUCUCGCUGUACACCAUGACCAAGUCUUCCGCUGUCCUCUUCAUCUUGAUCUUCUCCCUGAUCUUCAAGCUGGAGGAGCUGCGUGCGGCCCUGGUCCUGGUGGUCCUCCUCAUCGCCGGGGGCCUAUUCAUGUUCACCUACAAGUCCACGCAAUUCAACGUGGAGGGCUUUUCCUUGGUGCUGGGGGCCUCGUUCAUCGGUGGCAUCCGCUGGACCCUCACCCAGAUGCUCCUGCAGAAGGCGGAACUUGGGCUCCAGAACCCCAUCGACACCAUGUUCCACCUGCAGCCACUCAUGUUUCUGGGGCUCUUCCCUCUCUUUGCCAUAUUUGAAGGUCUCCAUUUGUCCACAUCGGAGAAGAUCUUCCGUUUCCAGGACACUGGGCUGCUCCUGCGGGUUCUGGGGAGCCUCUUCCUUGGAGGGAUCCUCGCCUUUGGUCUGGGCUUCUCUGAGUUCCUCCUGGUCUCCAGAACCUCCAGCCUCACCCUCUCCAUCGCUGGCAUUUUUAAGGAAGUCUGCACUCUGCUGCUGGCAGCCCACCUGCUGGGGGAUCAGAUCAGCCUCCUGAACUGGCUGGGCUUCGCACUCUGCCUCUCGGGCAUCUCCCUGCACGUGGCUCUCAAAGCCCUCCACGCCAGAGGUGAUGGUGGCCCUAAACCCUUGAAGGGGCUGGGCUCCCACCCCGACCUGGAGCUGCUGCUUCGGAGCAGCCGGCCGGAGGAGGAUGACAACGAGGAGGAAGGGGAGUACUUUGUGGCCCAGGGGCAGCAGUGACGAGCCAGGGGACUGGCGGGGAACCAGGCUGCUCCCAGGCCUCGCACCUCACUGCAGCCCCGGGGGACUCUCCCAGGCUGGGCCCUGGGGAGCACGUGACCGCGCGGCGGGGCUCACGCCGGUCGCUGGUGCACCCGAGGGGGGAGCGUCAGGCCAGAGCAGGGCCCAGAUGUGCCCCGCUGGCCAAGGGAGCGGGCUGGUCUCCGCGGCUUGCUGGGCACUGGCAGCCCAGGUGGCGAUUUCCAGGGGCAGCGGGUUUCUAAGGGGCCGGGUUUCGACUGUGGAGCAGUUGGGAAGGGGAGAUGCCAAGGCUGCAGCCUGGCCUCUCCCCUGGGGUCUGGGGCGUGUCUUUUCUCAGUACAGGUCUAUUUAUAGUUUGGAAAUAAAGGAUUUACAGUCCACUGGC